AUGGCGCAGCAUCAACACCUUAAAAGAAAAGGAGGUGCUGAUCCUGAUCAUCAGAUGUCAAGAAAUCAUGCCCCUCCUCCUCUAAGUAUUGAAGUGCCUAAAAUGAGAGAUCUUCCAGACAAGUCAAACCCUUGGAGUGAUGUCCAGCUUCCUGUUGACAUUCUUUUGUUGACAGUAGAAGACUGCGAGUUUUUAGCCUGUUAUGCUUUCUUGAAAAAUUCUUUUAAAAGUUAUGACCAGAAUCUGGGAUUCGUGUACUUUGGGGCCAUGGGUGAAACUGGAGAAGAGGCACUGAAAGUUGCUUUAAUGAAAUGUUAUAAAGGUUCUUCUGGUCCAGGUGGCUCUCAAAAUGUUAUUAAAAAUGCCGUGAUGCAACUGAGACCCAAGGCUUCUUUUUUGGUUGGCAGCUGCCAGGGUAUAGACCCAGAACACACCAAACGAGGAGAUGUAGUGGUAUCCUCUAAACUUUCAACUGAACAAUUCACAACUCCAGUAAGAAGAAAUAUUGGCAACCUUAUCUUGUUUUCAGCUGGAGGCUGGAUUCCACCAUUAAAAGAUCCAGUAGGUGAAGAAACAGUACAGGUACACCGUGACAGUGACAUAUUCAGUGGUAGACAAUUUAUCACCAAACAACGCCGUAUGUCUCAAUCUCGUGUGAUUGCAGUUGAAACAGAAGGGGAAGGUAAGAUUAUAUACAUAUUUAACUAUUACAACAAUUUGAUGUAGCAUUCAAUUUGAGGUCUAGAGUAAAACUCGAAAUAAAUUGUCCUUUUUGACAACUGAGCUUAUAUGACCAUGGGAAAUCACAGUACUUUACUGGUUUGUUGACCACAAUUGGCAAUGUUGUCAGUGAUCAAUUAUAGGGUGCAAACAAGUCUCUUAUGGUAUUCAUAAUUCAUACGUCAACCAAUAUGUGUUUACAUUAAAAUAUUUUGGAGAAGUAGUUCACAAGUUAAAUAUUUUGCAAGGGAACAUAAAUUAAGCUUAUUAAAACACAGUAAAAUUUAGUCAUUACACUGUAGAGAAAAAUUUACAGCUUUGCUAGAUUCUUUCAUGUUCACACAGGACUGGACAAAGCUUUUAAGUAAGAGCCAAGGCUGCAAAGAAUCACCUUUUAUUGAUCUGUUUUUCUUACCACUUACAGGACUGUUUGCUGCAGCUCAAGAUAUGAACAUUGAAUGGGUGAUUGUUAAAGGGAUAUCGCAUUUUUCUGAUGAUAGCAACACCCCUGAUGAGCCCUGGAAGUCAUUUGCUUCCAUCAUGGCAGCUUCUGUUGUGUCCAACAUGUUAAAUGAUCCAGUUGUUUUUAAAGAAUGGCCUCACUAUCAAGGUAUGCAACAUCCCUGUUCUAAUGAGUGAUAAUAAAUAAAUUAUUAAUAGUGAUGAAUUUUCUGUUCAGAUAAUUAAUUAUUUUUAUGUUGGCUGGUUCAAUUAAUUAUCCUUGAAAAAACAAUUGUCAAAUGACAGCCUGCAAAUAUCAGUAGAUGGAGUGACUUUUCUCCGAAAGCAUACUGUAUAAGUUUUGUUGAGUUCGUUAAAUAAUGACUAAACACCUCCUAUCUAUUAAAUGCCCCCAAUGUUUCAAGUUCUUUUUUCUGUUUGAGACUGGCUGAAAUACAUACAUUAAUAUUAAAAUACCAAUAACAAAGGCCAAAAGUAAAAUUUGUUUUGAGGGGUUUUCAAAUUUAUAACACUUUUUUUCUUCACAGACUUGACAGCAAAGAAUCAGCAAGAGACAACCACAAAGCCAGCCAAACAGAUGCCAGGUACUAUUCCAUCAAUUUUUUACACUACUACAAAUCCAGGAGUUUUUCCAGGUUAAUGAUUGAACACUGGUUUCACUAAUAUAAACAUUAAUCUUUUAAAGUUGUUUGUCACAUCUGUCAGCCCUCUUGCACUUUUUUUUUCACAAAAUAAUAAUAUUGAAAUAAGACAGGUCUUUGCCAAAGAGAGCAGUCCCUUUUUGUCUGAUAUUUAUUCCCUUCCCCCACUAAAAUUUGGUGACAAAGCCGUUUGAAGCCAGUCAGGCCGCUUUCUGGUCAGAUCUAGCCAAAAAGAACCAAAACUGCCCAAAAUACUGUAUUUCCUCAAAUUAUAAUAGCCGGGGCGAUUAUUUCUUUUUUCGCCUCAUUAAGGAAGCAAUCAUUUGAGGGAGGCGAUCAUUUCAAAUAUUGCUCACUGGAAGUCGUACCCUAAAUAUUUUGUUUUAUUAUCCCAUUAAAUCAAAAAAUUAUCUCAUCAAAUAAACUGAAUAUGGGCUUUUUAAGUGUUCCAAAUUUGGUUCCUUGAUUGUAAUUUUCAGAGCUUAAAUCGUCACUGAUCAGUUUUGCUGGAUCAGAUUCCACUUCAACUUGACAGGAAGGGGAUAAAAGAAGUGAAGAUGGCAUGAGGGGAGGGGAGGGGGGUGAUUAUUCGAGGGAGGUGAUUAUUUUAAAUAUUUCCAUCAAAGAGGGGCGAUUAUUCUAGCCGGGAGGCGAUUACUCGAGGGACGGCUACUAUUCAAGGAAAUACGGUACUUUAAAUUGAACACCACGCUGCCUUUGGUUCCUUAUGCUAAUUAAUGUCAGUUUUGUUUUGAAAAGUGACGCAAACCACUCAACUUUUCCCUUUUCGCUUCCUUGCCCCAAUUGUUUUCCCUUAAUGUUGGACAUAAAUAUUACUAAGGCUUCAUUUUGGUGAGACAGACAUUGUUUUAAGUGAAACAAGAUUCCCUUAUCUUCUCGAAAACCUUCUCGACUUUGUUUCAGUUGUCUUUGAGUUAUGUGUAAAGGCCUCUAUUAAUUUAGGAAUUGCCCAGUUUAAUUGAANGAGACAGACAUUGUUUUAAGUGAAACAAGAUUCCCUUAUCUUCUCGAAAACCUUCUCGACUUUGUUUCAGUUGUCUUUGAGUUAUGUGUAAAGGCCUCUAUUAAUUUAGGAAUUGCCCAGUUUAAUUGAAAUUAAAGUGAUGUUGCGGAAGGGGGUCCACUCCCAAACUUUCCGCUGGUGUAGUAUAUUCUAUUGUCUUCCACCAAACACCACUAAAAAGAUUAUAAAAGGAAAGAUCAGUAAGACUUGCUUGCUGACUUAAAUCCACUGCAUGGACAAUAUCAAAUGAUCACUGGGUCAUUCCUGGUGCUGUUUCCUUUCAUUAAUUUCUAUUAUUUUAUUCAUGAUAUUUGUGCAAAUUGACUCAGUCCACCCCUCUUGUAAAAAAAUAUAUAGUUAUUAAAAAAUUCUUAUUGGAAAUGAUAAAAUAUUCUUGAUAAUAGAUUCUGUAUGCCUUGGGGAGUGCCAGAAACAGCUGCGAUCACUUUAUGAAACCAGUAGUAGUAAAGUCAGAAUCAUUCCAUGGGACCAGAACUCUGCUGUGGAUAUUGAUGAGAUCUACACAGACUUGUCUUGGGUCAAGGAUCACAGGACACCCAGGGGAGUGAUACGAGAAAAGCUUGACCACUACACUAAGAUUUUUGCUGACAGAGAACCUCGUCGUGCACCCAAGCGAAUUUUGGUUUAUGGACAACCAGGUAAGUGAGUGAAUGAAGUAAAAAAAAUUAAUUGUCUUAAUUUAACUCACAGGAGGAUAAAAUAUAAGUACAAGCAAAAAUCACAUACGAUAACAGUAACACAGAAACCAUAAUUAAUCAACACAAGGUGUUAGCAAAUGCAAUGUGUCAGUAAGUGAUGUGAUGCAGGUUUCUUGAGUGUUUUGCUGGCAUGUACAUUCCAAGUGGGGUAAUUUUUUACCAUGCUGUCAAACCCAAUGGAAAGUUUGGUCUGUGGCUGUUAAAAAUAAAUUAAAAGUUUAAACAAAGUUUUUCUGUUAAUCAUUCUGAUAAUAAACAAUAUUUAAUUGGCCUUAGAGCUUUCAGUAUUUGUGACUCAAUUUUAUCUAAAAUUCACCUUCUUUAAAUGUAUGGUAAAGGGUAAAACUAAAAUAAAAAGUAUUCCAAGGAUAAAAUUGCACCACAGCCUUUACAAUAGACUAUAAUCACUGGCAGUUUGGCCCAGUUGUUUGAAGGCUGAAUUGCAUGCACCAUAGUCUCUCCAACGCAGUGUCUGGAAAUGGUCCUGUCCCUGGCGAAUAUGAUAUUGCGCGGAAAUAGAAAAGAGAAAGUUGAAGAGACUAUGCGUGCACUAACUUGGGCCCAGUUGCUCGAAGGCCGAUUAGCGCUUAACCCGGGUUUCUUUUUCUGUGUUCAAAAGCAUUUUCUCGGAUAAUUUUCUCUGUUAUUUUUGAGCUUCCAAUCAUCAACUUGUGGACAAAAAGAAUUAAAACUGAAAUGCUUUUUAAGCUUUCACAUCUGAAUCCAAAUCUAGAUAACGUCUUUAAACCCAGCUUUGAACAACUCGGCCUAAGAGUUAAAUUUUAACCCAAGUUUGUAUUUCUUUUUAUCAAAAGCAGUUUCUUGGAUAAUUUUCUGUAUUCUUUUUAGAGUAUCUAAUCAUCAUAUUGUAGACAAAAAGAAUUAAACUGAAUUUGCUUUUGAAGCUUCUGAAUUUAAAUGUCGCACUAACCCUGGGUUAUCCUAACCCAACUUUGAACAACCCGCCCCUAAAUAGUCUGGGCAGGAAUGAUUCAGUUCCAUUGUCUUUAUCAUGAAUAAUUUUUAAUAUGUAAAUGAGAUACCGUAAAAUUCCGAAAAUAAGCCCCUCCAAAUAUAAGCCCCCCAAACCGGUAACCCAAAAAACCCUCCGUUAAAUCGCCCCUCCAAAUAUAAGCCCCCCGGGGGCUUGUACUUGGAAAAUUGCCCCCAAAUACAAAGUAAAACAAAGCAAAAACGGUAAAUUUACUUCCAACUAUAAAGCUUAAGCCCUAUCGAUUUUGAAACGCAAAUUUCCCUCCGUAGAUAAGCCCCUCCGAAUAUAAGCCCCUCCAAAAAUAAGCCCCUCAAAAAGGGCCUUUGAAAAAUAUAAGCCCCGGGGCUUAUUUUCGGAAUUUUACGGUACCGUUAUCGAUGAAUGUAACUUUCAUCUUUAAUCAAAGCUAUAACAAUUCCAAAAUCCCCCAUUGGACACAGGGAAAACUUAUUUUCGGCAUAACUUUAGAGGCAAAGGCCACCCAUAUGUUGUUCACUCUGCUUAAACUUAAAAAAAAGUUUAAACAUAAUUCCGGAAAAAAAAAAAAAAAAAUAGUAAUAUAAUAAAUAAUUUCAAAGUUUUAUGAAAAUUAUAAAAUCACAUUUCAAUAUUUUAGAUUUCACGUCACAUGACUUCACGUGGUAAAAGUAAAACAAAUCUGUUGAAGACGUAUUGACAGUUUGUUCAUAUUGUCACAUAGGUAUCGGCAAGACUGUUUUCACGAAGAAAGCAACUUUUGAUUGGUCCCAGCAGAGGUAUUCAAAAACAUUAGGAGAAUUUGAUCUUGUCCUUCUGGUGAGAUUACGUGACGUUAGUAAUCUCCAAGAUGUUCCGUCCAUUCUGGGGGCUUCUGAAGUGCUGGAUAGUGAUGGUGCAAUUUCCGUAGACAACCUGUAUGAUUACGUUCGUCGCCACCAAGAAAAAGUCUUGCUUAUCUUGGACGGCUACGAUGAGUAUGUUUACAGUUCAAGAAACGAGUCGCCUAUCUUCAAAAUCUGGAAAAAAAGCAAAUUAAGAGAUUGUUGUGUUGUAAUUACUUCACGCGAAAUGAAAGCUGAGACGUUGAAAAGUUUUAGUGAUGUUCAAAUCAAAAUUGACGGCUUCAAUCGUCAACGUCAAAAAGAGUUCGCUCGUAGAUUUUUGAAAGAUGUUAGAGACUUUUUCAAAUACUUGGACGAGCACGACCUAACCGAAGUAGCACAAAUUCCUCUAUUGCUGCUAAUGUUGUGCUUACUCUGGACAAAAACAAAACGCGAAGAACUACCAAAGGAACGCGCAGACAUAUUCGACCAGUUUGUCAAGACUUUGUUUGAUCACUUGCGUGAAAAACAGUCUGCUGAAUCAGUGGUUGUUAAAGAUUACUCAGCUGAAUUAUACGCAUUAGGACGCUUGGCCUUUGAAGCCCUUUUGCAAGGCCAGCUUUAUUUCCCUGUUAGUCAGUUACCUAGCUACAGUUUGAUUGAGAGGCUGAUUGAAGUCGGCCUUUUUCAGGUUUUAAAUAUGGCGAGUUUGAAUACUGAAAAAGGCGUGUACUUUAUUCACAAAUCCGUACAAGAAUACCUGGCUGGGAAUUUCCUGAAAAAAGAGCUGACAUAUAAAAAGGCUGAAAGUACAAAUUCCCUCUUGAAGUUGGACUCAGUUGAAAAGAUCCGAGAGACGAUUGAGGUUUUAAAAUUUGCUGCUCAGUUGUCAGAAGAAGCCGCGCGCGAGAUUGUGAUUCACCUUGGAAUGAAGAGCGGACUAAAAGAGUUCAAAUUCGACAACGAAACACCGUCACAGGAGGAAUUGUCAGAAGAACAAACAGAUUUUAUUGAUCUUUGUAAUAAGGUCUUUUUCAACUUCUCAGCUGAGACAAGAAAAAACCUCUUUCCUACAUUUCUUUCCUCUUUAGGAGGAGUUCUUGUAAUUGAUAAAAAGCAGCUAAAUGUUAUCGUAAAAGAAAAAUUAGUUCAAACUACCGUAAAAACACCCAACUACAUUUUUUUUAAUGAAUCCUAUUGGUAUACAGAGCAGGACUAUAGUAAUUUAAUAAUUUUAUUACAACAAUUAAACGCAGUUAUUGUUAGCUCUGUAGGAGAAAAGAAAGCAUCAGAAUUUUUAAGCAAUUUAACAUGGCGUAGGAUUGAUGAUUUUUUUUUAAAGAAAGAAGAAAACAACACUCACCUCUAUUUAGCUGAAAUUUUUAAAGAUGCAUUCGAAGAUAUUCCUUUUCCUUUUGACGUAAUUAAGGCACUAAUAAGUAAACAAGAGACAACAAAGAAGACAAACAUGAAUGGUGAUGAGUCAAGUGAAGAGAGCAGCAACAGCUGUUGUUCAAAGCGUCAUGGACUCUCCAGAGUUCGAGGGAUUAAAGUUUAUCGGGUGAACAGGUCAGAUGUGGAACUGCUGAGUGGGAUGAUGCCGUUUAUCACCGCUCCACAGUGGAUAAGGGUUGUGGGUAAAGACGGUGAAGUGUACGAUGCUGAGUUAAUAGAGUCUCUAAUGAGGAGCAUCCCAACAACACACAAUCUGAAGAUCUUAAUACUCCGAGUUAUCAGCGUAACAUCAUCACCUGCUGUGGAGUUCAUCGACAGAAUCUUCAGACAAGCUCCAAACUUGGAGGAGCUCGACAUGUCAUGGAAUCCUCUUCCAGGUGCAGGAGUAGACAGCAUCAUUAAACAUCUCAGCUGCGCUCCUCACCUGAAGUAUCUGGGGCUUUACGGUGUGAUGAUGACUCCACAGCAGGUGAAGGAUCUCGCAUCAGCUGCACAGCGGCCGGGCAACAUCACUAAACUGCGGUCAAACUACCACGUAAGUUUUCCAAUUUUAUCGCAAUUUGUUUCGUUAUUCUUUCUUUACAGUUUAUUUCUACUCAGCCCUUGCCUUUCGCCAUUUUCCUUUCUUUGUCAUUUUUAUACUCGACAAAACACGACAUUUCCUUUUGAAAACAAAUCACAAACUUUAGCAGAUUCAAAGUAUCAUUUCAAAUUCAUUCCUUUCAAUUGAUUAAACUAAAUCCAAAAAAAUGUUUUAACCGAGUGCACUGUGCAAAAUAAUGGAUCAGCGAGCAGAUAUGAAAUUUCUGUUCGAGCCUGGUUCAACUCGAUAUGAGCCCACUUAACAAACUUAACAAUACUUUUUGUAAAAUUAACAGUUAAUGAAUGAGGCUGAGUAUCUUAUGAAGAAUUAUGGAGAUGGAGGAAGGUGUUAUCCGUCGAGACCGUAGCAGGCUCUCCGGCGCUCUGGCGUCGGGGCGGGAAAAGGAAGGAGAGCUUGCAACUAUGUCUCUGGAAUUUGAAUAUCUGCAUCGAAAAAGUCGAUGCGAAAUGCUGAUUGGCGGAGAUGACCUUAGUAAUGACGUCAUUACCCCGCACGUAUUUUUAAUGUUUGUUUACAUUUGCGCUCCUUUUCACUUCGCGCUGAUUGGCGGAAAUCCGACAGCUGAGUCGAAAGGGAGUCACAGGGGAAUUGGAGGUGAAUUCAAACUCCAGAGACGUAGUUGCAAGCUCUCCUUCCUUUUCCCGCCCGACCGUCAGAGCGUCCCGAAGAGCUUGCUCGCAGGCUAAAAGAGGCUGUUCAUAUUUUGUAAUUAACGAAGGACAUCAAGGGCAUGAAAACCAUUACAUUCUCUCUUUAAAACCUCCCUUUUCUCUAUGAAGGGCUUCUUUCUGUUUGAAAUGCCAUGUUUAACAUCACCUUAUUGUAAUGAUUAUGAGUGGUAAGUGAGUGUUGUGUUUUUUUGUCAGGCUGAUUCCUUAUCUGAAUUUGAAGAUGCAUCUGAGACUGAUCAUGAGGAAGAGUGGGUGAGUAAUCGACUCUAAAACACAAUGUUCAGCCGAGUGUUUUUCACGAAUUUUUAACAGUUGAUGGGUUGGGUUUGUUAGUAUUUACUUGAUUGUUUGUUUGUUUGUUUUUUUACUUUUUCUCGGCCAUGUUUUAUCAGAUUUAAAAACUUGUCUUAAAUUUUAAUUUAAUUUGAAUUUUCUUAAUAAAGUGUUGUUGAUGUUUUUUUAAGUUUUAUGGUAUGACUUUAAACGUUACUCUUCCUGAUAUCGAAGAUUUUUGAUACAGAUUCACUUUUUUAUCAACAAGACUUGCGUCAAUUAUUUGGUUCCUUUAUCAGGGAAAAUAGUGACACUGUUAGAAGAUUAGAUUUACUAUGGCAUUUUCAAUUCUUAUUGACUUGAAUCAGGGACUAAAACUCUCGUUGUGUACAUGAAGACUGAAAUAACGAUCCUAAAAGAUAAUAAAUGGAUGGUGUAUAGUGUUAAGUGUGUGAUUUGUAGCAGGAACGGGAAGGAAUCAUGCAGUCUGAAGAAGAAACAGCUGAAGAAAUGUCAGAUAUUCACACCUAUCAUCACAGGGCACCAUCCACCAUCUUUACAUGACAUGACAGGAGAAUGUCAACGUUCUCACUGCACUGAGUAGAGCCUCGUUAGGCAUUUUAAGCAAACAAAGAGCUUGAGGCUUAGAACCGACCAGUCAACAGAAGAUUGGUUCGGAGACUGAGGUUCUGUCUUUGUAAAAGAGUUUCUUUUUGCGUAAUCAUCUCAUUGGCUUAUCAACUCCUGUCCUGUUCCAGGCGUUCAGAUAGUGGAAAGUGCCACUCUCCACUAUCUAAAAGCCUGGAACAGGCUCUGAUCAACUCUUGUUUUCUUCUACCAUUUGCACAGAUUCUGGCAGAGACUCGCCUCAGUAUUGACGACUCACCAUUCUUCGCUCACGAACAAGACACCGUGGGAACAUUUCCAGCACCUCCUGAUCCCACUGGUAAGGUUUAUUGUCCCCUCCCCCCGCAAGUUCCAAGUUCUCUGCCUUCCCAGUUACAGCUGUAACAAAUUUAUUGGCGAUUAAAGCCCUGAUCACUAACUAUAUACAUAAGUUCGUUGCGGUCAGACGUCAGUUUUCUUUUGUGAGAUUUCGUACAUUUUAAAUAAUUGCGGUGUAGACGUGCGACAAGUUUCCGUCGUCACAUCUCGUCCGUAAUUUCGGUGAAAGAAAUCGGACGUCAAGGACUAUGUUUAUUCAUUAGUCUGUUUAUAGACAAAAAGGGUAUUCUACGUAUUACUACCCGGCAUGAGUAUUUUACGGACCAGGCCUUGCUGCCACAUACAGAAACGAAAAGUAUGUUAAUAGUUAGGACAGUCACUGAGGAAGUUUAAAAGGAAAAGAUCCUCUUUCUCCUGUUCCGAUGUAGACAUUUUCCGGUGUUACCUAAAGUGAACGUUGUUUGCAUUUUUAUUAUUUAAACAUACGUAGUAAAACGAGGAGGCAUAACAUUAAUUAACAAUUAAUGAAUGAGGCUGAGUAUCUUAUGAAGAAUUAUGGAGAUCGAGGAGGGUGUUAUCCGGAUAACACCCUCCGAGAUCUCCAUAAUUGUUCAUAUUUUACGAAAGCUGAAUUUUUAUCAUUCAUUCAAAAUAAUUCCUAGUUUUUAAAAAAACAUAGCUAAAACAUGCUUACCUCCUCCGAUGUUAAGUUCAUCUUCGAAAUAGUAAACAAAGAAAAAUAGCAGAUGUUACCCUUCGAGUUGUCUUCUUGCUGUUCUUGCCAUGUUAUUAUUUCGCCUAGUUCUUACUCUUGAAACGAGUGAAAUGUUCGCCAUUUUUGUUUUCAGAACCAAAACAACUCAACCUCGUCCCCAGGUCUUCUCGGUUAACGGUGCAUUAACUUGCAAGAAAGCUGCACUUUUAACGUCAUCGGUUCAUUAAACACAAAAUUCUUCCCAAUUUGGUCAUCAGUAGCUGGUUAUGGUGAAUUAUACGUGUGCUUUUAGCCAAUGAGAAUCGGGGAAAUAUUUUGAAUGAAUAAUAAGAAAAGAUAUAUGUUCCAGAAGUCUGUCAGUCUGAAAUCGAUGGUUUCCUUUAUAUACCAUCAUAUGACAUGGGAUCCUUAUUUCUUCUUUUAGCUGAUCCAAUGUUAGCAGGGCCGUCCAUUCCUACUCGUUGGAUGCUAAUUUCUACCUUUUUUUCUCAACAGCUGAUCCGAUGUUUGCAGAAUUGGAAUGUUUGUCCAUUGAUGAGAUAAUAGGGCCGGACAAAAGCGAUGGACCAAAUUCACAUUGCUGUUCUUGUUUAUUAGUUUGAAACAGUGUUAAGGAUUAUUGACAACGACUUUCUGAAGCAGUCGUUUACUCCAUGACAAAGCUGUUGAUAGGAAUGUUAUUGAGCAUUGCUAGCCCCAAGAGUGUCAGAGCUCAAGGUCGUACCUUUACUUUCGUGAUCGGAAGGUUUUGAGGACUUUUGAGGACCGAAGCGGGUGAGCUAUGUUCAGGCAGAACGUUUCAUUUAAAUCCAUACAUUAUGCAGAAUGCGAAUUUCUUUGUUCCGUGAACAUCGAAGGUCAGUUCGUUUAAAAACUUGUGAGAUUGGGCAGCAGGCGUAGUUACAGAACCUUUUUAUCAACUUCCGAAUGUUUGGACAAUCAACCAAUCAAAAUCACUUCUCGGUUUUCGGGUAGUGACGUCACUGGACGGCAUUGCGGCUCGUUGAUUCAGACGUCUUUCUCAGGAGUUUGCAACUUUAGGAGAAGACUGAAAUUCAGGCUAACAGUAGUUAUCAUGGUAUCAUUGUAUAUUGUAGUAGCUUUUUAGUUCUUAGAAAGCCCUGAACACAAAAUUAAAUUCUUUCGGUUGUCUUCUUGUAUAUGUAGGCGGCGAAGAAUCUACGAGGAAGGGAAAGACAAAAAAAAAGCAUAAAGAGGGUCGGGUGACAGAAGGUAGGCUGAAAUUCAGUCAUAAGCUUCAUGUAAAUAGCGUAUGCCACGAUUCCACAACUAAGGGCCCUUCGAAAGUAACGAUUAGUUUUUCAGAAAAAAAUAUUUUUCAGCACCAACAAUUUGUUAAAAGUUUAGCAGAGCUUUCGGAACCCAUCCGGAUUCCUUCAUUAGUAAUGACGUUUGCUGUUAUUCGCAGCCUCGGUUUGAUGAGGCUGCAAAAUUGUUCCAUUAUUGAUUAUUUUCUUUCUUUCACUGAAACCUCGAAUGUAAUGGUCCCACGAGAGUAGCGAUUCAGUCUUCCGAAAAUCGUGCGCCUUUCAAAAAAACCCUCCGUCAAAAACAGAGGAAGGCAAUGUGUCUUAUAUAGAGGAUCUUACUAAGAUACACCGUUUCCGUGCACAGGUACGGCGGGAAAAUGACCCGGAGAAAGGGCAAAGCCACUGGGUAGAACACUGACGUCAUCUUGGAAAUAUGGGCCUCCUUUUUUAUAAUUACGUGGCAAACAUGUUGGCUUAUCCGAGCCUGUUUUUAGUCCCAAAAACCCUUUACUUACUGCUGUAGAACUAUGUAAGCAGUGAAUAUGUUAUAUUUAGUUAAAACUUCAAAUCGUAAUGCCUACUUUCGCAGUUUAUUUUCACAAAUAUAAAUACAUUCUCUUGACAACUAGAACCCUCUAAAAACACGUUUCUAGUGCCAUUCUACGAAUAAAUUGCCCUCAGCUGGAUCAAACUACAAAGAAACUCGGGAAUGAAAAUACUUUAUUCAUAAAUAUUUUAAAAAAAACGUAAGACGCCAAACGCGUUUUGCCUUUCCUGGUUUACCUUGAAAUCAUCUCUUCGUGUAAACGAUUGCUAGACUACAAAUAACCCGAACGCUUUUAAAAUAUCCGAAAGUAGCCCCUACCCGAAAGGAACGACCUCUUUGAUCUGCUCAACCUCUCUCGUUACUUUCCAAGUUGUACGAUAACAGCUUAUUUUGUUCCAUGAAAUUCGAUAUCAACGUGAUCAAGCAGCUAAAACAGAUUUGUUUAAAGACCUCUGAGAAAGGCAGAUAUAAGUGGCUGUAGCACAGUCCUGAGAGCCUCUGAUGGAGUGGAAGUCUGUGUCUUUAUCAUAGUAGCCUCUUACGAGCAAGUCUCAAAACGUUAUGUACAUUAAAUGAAAACUUUUCGGUUGUUCUCUUGUACAUUUAGGUGACGAAGAAUCUCCACGUAAAAAAAAGAAAAGAAAGCAGCAUAAAGCGCAUCGGGUGACUGAAGGUAGGCUAAAAGUCAGCGUCAUGUAAAUCAAUUGUUCAUACUGAACAACCUACAAAAUACUUCACAACAAUAAAAACAGAACGUAACCUUACUUUGUUCCGUGAAACUCGGUAUCAAAGUAAACAUACGGUAUUUUGUUUUAAUCUGAAAUUUAAUUUGAUUGAUUGAGCAUCUGUGCCUGGUUUUAUAACAUCUGUUUGUAACAGGUCUUAGGAAGUGAUGAACUAAAUCCUGAAAUUAAAUGUUUCGUUUGUUUAUUUUUCAUAUCAAGGUGACGAAGAACCUCGUCGAAAGAGAAGCAAAAGAGAAUAGGAUAAAGGACAGUGGAUGACUGAAGCAGAAGGUUCGCUGAAUGUCAUAAUCAGUCAUCGUAUUUACUCGAAAAAGCGCCGCGCUGCUUAUAAAAAUUUCCACGCUUCAAAUGCGGCGCUUAUUCGAUGGCGGCGUUUCUUUGAAAGUUAGACUCGACAAAGCGUUAUUUUAACUAUGGUAUCAUUAUUUUCCGUAUUAAUUUAUUACAGAAUUAACAUCUUUUGAUUUGAUUGUAUCAGGGCCGCGGCGCUUAUUGCCAAAAUGCGGCGCUUAUUUGAGGAAAGACGGUAUUUAAAUUCAAUCGAUUUAAUAGCAUGUACCAGUACAACUGGAUUUAUAUUACCCCCAGCAACAGUUGUUUAGUGAAAGAGUAGAAAAAAAAAUUACUCGCGGGUAAUCGGCUGCUAUAGCCACAUGCACUCACUCACGUUUCCUUUUUUCCUGCUUCUGUCACCAGUAUAAGAAAUUUAUAGAGUUAAUUUGGCGAUUAACGCCCUGGUUGUUUGAGUACCAAUGAGACACUAGCGAGCCCCAGUUAACAGUUUCUGCGUUACAACCAUUUUCAUUUUAUGUAGUAAACCUAACCGACCGUUAUAAAUAAACAAACUACAAACUGUAUAUUAUUAAAAAAAAAAAAAAAAAGUCAGGAUCGAGGUCUUAGAUGAAAGGUUCCUUGCGAUGCACCUUGGUAUGUUGUGUAAGAUUUUCCAAGGAGGCAUUUUCCCGUGUUAACUUCAGCGGUCAAUGAAUGGACUUUUUAUGACAUAUUGCAUGAGUACUUCAAAUAAUUGCAAAACUAAACCGCAUCGUAUUGAGGGAGCAGUAUACUUAAAGGUCAUGAGUAUGUAAUUGGUGUUUCGCGCUGCACUAUAAUGUCACUUGCGGUGAUCCUAAUUUGUAGCUUUAUUUCUCUGCAGAUGGUCCGGUUUUAGCGGGAGCUCCUAUAAUUCCUAUAGAGUGCAUUGAUCCAGCCACGGUCUGGCACCCUUCGAUGGAAACCUCCCUCUUAAUUCAUGGUUUGCGGGGAUCGUCACUGUUUGGCCGGGGAAUUGUAACAGUGGUUCUGUUACGUUCUUAG
This is a messenger RNA of Porites evermanni, 13904 nucleotides long. The record is from the annotation of a GenBank genome assembly. NCBI's taxonomy places the organism in Eukaryota, Metazoa, Cnidaria, Anthozoa, Scleractinia, Poritidae.